Messenger RNA from Sebastes umbrosus (honeycomb rockfish), 2157 nucleotides. RefSeq names its product ER lumen protein-retaining receptor 2. The record is from RefSeq and is a predicted model, not a curated record. Gene Ontology annotation, molecular function: ER lumen protein retrieval receptor activity. Gene Ontology annotation, cellular component: membrane; endoplasmic reticulum; cis-Golgi network. NCBI's taxonomy places the organism in Eukaryota, Metazoa, Chordata, Actinopteri, Perciformes, Sebastidae. The coding region runs from base 176 to 814 and encodes 212 amino acids. Gene Ontology annotation, biological process: protein retention in ER lumen; endoplasmic reticulum to Golgi vesicle-mediated transport. The transcript has 5 exons.
UCGUCCCGCCCCCUUCCACGUCGACCUGCACUCUCGCCAUAUUUCCAUCCUCUGUGUGAAGCUCCACAGCCCGGUUUACUGCUAUUUCAGACUAUUUCACACAACAGCUUUAAGUGUGAAACUUUAACUAAAGGAGAAAACAUCUGCUAGAGUCUGUUUAACUCAUCCUGCAACCAUGAACGUGUUCAGACUGACAGGAGACCUCUCUCAUCUGGCUGCUAUCAUCAUCCUGCUGCUGAAGAUAUGGAAGAGCAGAUCAUGUGCAGGUAUCUCUGGAAAGAGCCAAAUUCUGUUUGCUAUAGUGUUCACCGCGCGCUACUUGGAUCUGCUCACCUCCUUCAUCUCCCUCUAUAACACAUGCAUGAAGGUGAUCUACAUCGGCUGUGCGUAUGCCACCGUCUACCUGAUCUACGCGAAGUUCAGGGCCACCUACGAUGGCAACCAUGACAGUUUCAGAGUGGAGUUCCUGGUCGUCCCCGUCGGGGGUCUUGCUGUUCUCAUCAACCACGACUUCGCUCUCCUGGAGAUCCUGUGGACGUUCUCCAUCUACCUGGAGUCGGUGGCAAUCCUGCCGCAGCUCUUCAUGAUCAGCAAGACUGGCGAGGCGGAGACGAUCACCACCCACUACCUGUUCUGCCUGGGCCUGUAUCGGGCUCUCUAUCUCUUCAACUGGAUCUGGCGUUUCUACUUUGAAGGCUUCUUUGACCUGAUCGCCAUCGUGGCCGGUUUGGUCCAGACUGUCCUCUACUGUGACUUCUUCUACCUUUAUGUCACCAAAGUGUUGAAAGGCAAGAAGCUGAGCCUGCCGGCGUAAAAUACACAGAAGGAGACGGAGACUCCCAGCAGACUCAGGGGGGUGUGGAGAUGACAUCAUGUAAUCUCGUGACCUACAGCAAAAGAUGCCUGAGACAGAGAGCCAACUAUCGUGGGGAAAAACACUAGUCUUCUUGAUGAUCGCUGAUUGAUCUGGUAAAUGCCAACAAACACCAGAGCUGAACAAAAACCAUGCCAGGUCAACCUUUGGAUUUCUGUGUUCAGCAUCUUGCCUUAAACUUCUUUUCAUUGCUGUUCAAAUAGGAGGAAAGGCUUUUUUUUUUUCUACAUGUGAGGUGUAUACGCUUGUUUUUUAUUUUUUUAUAAUGUCACAAAUAGGGUCGACUCUGAGAAGUACCUUGUUUGACUUGGUAAUGAAAUGCACAAAUGUACAGUCUUAUUAAAGAGUGAGAUAAAGAGGUAAUGUAUCUGAGUGCCUGAUGGGGAUUGUGUCCGCUUUCUCACCGUAUUUUAUUUUAUUUUUUACUUUUUUUUUGUCUGCAUAAACUGUAAUACAUGAACCUUCUCAUGGGAAUAUUUAAAGAUGCCAACAGCAACACUUUCACGCCAACACACACGUGCAUUUUGUAAAAACAUUGCUUUCUAAAAUUGCUCAAAACAACAUUUUAACUCGUCUAUAAAUCUGAAACUUUUUGUAAACAGACCUCAUAAGAGAAUUUGUAGUUUCAUCUUAAGUUUAAGAAGUAACCAAUGAAAUAAAUUACUUUACUGCCAGCAGUCUUUUGGACAUAGACGUCAGUAUUUUCAAAUGGUGGCUAUCUCACUUGGAAUUAAACCUUUCAUGUGUUUAUUGAUAUUUUUUUUUUUCCUCAGCUGACUGUAUUGAAGAAAAUAAAAUGCACCAGUUGUUUUAUAGCUUUAAUGUAGAUUUCACACAAUCUUUAAACAACGCUACAUCACAUUUUGGAUGUAUAUAGAGCACAAACUUUGUUUCUGCUAGCAUCGCACCCUGUAACAAACUCACAAACACCUUCAAACAGUGACAUGUCGGUCAUCUCGAGGUUGAAGUCAAGAGUUAAGCAAUAAGGAGUGGCUAAAUGAUGAUAUUUGGCAUGUAAAUCCUCCAGCACUUUGACUGGUUGUGACAUUUCAAAUGUUAACUGUAUGUCUGAAGUUUGGAUAAUUAAACAGAUCUUACAUGGUGCUGGUCUAUAAUUGAGUAGGGGUGAUCAGUGUUCAAUGGGUGCAUUUCUAUUACAUUUUAAGGCCUCAUGUUAAUUUUUUAUUUUUUUUCAAAUUACUCGUUCCUAAAGGAUUAUUUCAACUUUUUAUGUCUUUUUUUUUGCAUGAUAUCACCUCCAUUAAAGAUUUUAUGAGAAUCAC